Molecule: messenger RNA, 4846 nt
Organism: Medicago truncatula (barrel medic)
Lineage: Eukaryota; Viridiplantae; Streptophyta; Magnoliopsida; Fabales; Fabaceae
Product: putative disease resistance protein RGA1
Exons: 9
Coding region: 159-3209 (1016 amino acids)
Molecular function (GO): ADP binding
Source: RefSeq, a predicted model, not a curated record
GUCGGCCACAAUUAUUGAACACCUACUUGCUGAGUUCCUACUACCAUUGCAUUUAUUCUCAAAGGUCUCCAGCUUGGUUCAGUACUCACUCUUUCUAAACAAAUUUCUCAUCAUCUUAUCAUUUCACUUUCAACUCUUUAAUUUGUUUUCACAAAAAAAUGGCCGACGCUUUGCUUGGAGUUGUGUUUGAAAAUUUGACGGCUCUCCUUCAAAAUGAAUUUUCAACCAUUUCUGGAAUUAAGUCAAAGGUUCAAAAGCUAUCAAACAACUUAGUUCACAUCAAGGCUGUUCUUGAAGAUGCUGAGAAGAAACAAUUCAAAGAACUCUCUAUUAAGCUAUGGUUACAAGACCUCAAAGAUGGUGUUUAUGUGCUCGAUGAUAUCCUUGAUGAGUACUCGAUCAAGUCUUGUCGACUGAGAGGAUUUACCUCUUUCAAACCAAAGAACAUCAUGUUUCGCCAUGAGAUUGGUAACAGGUUCAAAGAGAUUACAAGGAGGUUAGAUGAUAUUGCUGAAAGUAAGAACAAGUUUUCUCUACAGAUGGGUGGCACUCUUAGGGAAAUCCCAGAUCAAGUAGCUGAAGGGCGCCAAACCGGCUCCAUUAUUGCUGAACCAAAAGUGUUUGGACGAGAAGUUGAUAAAGAAAAGAUUGUUGAGUUUCUUCUCACCCAAGCAAGGGACUCUGACUUCCUUUCCGUCUAUCCCAUAGUUGGUUUAGGUGGUGUUGGAAAAACAACUCUUGUUCAAUUGGUCUACAAUGAUGUUAGGGUGAGUGGCAAUUUUGAAAAAAAAAUUUGGGUUUGUGUUUCUGAGACUUUCUCGGUAAAGAGGAUUUUGUGUUCUAUUAUAGAAUCUAUCACAUUACAGAAGUGUCCUGACUUUGAUUAUGCUGUAAUGGAAAGAGAGGUGCAAGGAUUGUUGCAAGGGAAAAGAUAUUUGCUGGUUUUGGAUGAUGUGUGGAAUCAAAAUCAACAAUUGGAAUCAGGGUUAACACGAGAGAAAUGGAACAAAUUGAAACCUGUGUUGUCUUGUGGAUCCAAAGGUAGUUCCAUUUUAGUGUCCACCCGUGAUGAAGUUGUUGCAACGAUCACAGGAACAUACCAAACUCAUCAUCGUUUGUCUUCUCUCUCUGAUAGUGAAUGUUGGUUGUUGUUCGAACAAUAUGCAUUUGGACAUCACAAAGAAGAGCGUGCUGAUCUCGUGGCAAUAGGAAAGGAGAUAGUAAAGAAAUGCAAUGGAUUGCCUCUUGCAGCAAAAUCAUUGGGAAGUUUAAUGAACUCAAGGAAAGAUGAAAAGGAAUGGCUUAAAAUUAAAGACAGUGAACUUUGGGAUUUAUCAGAUGAAAAUUCCAUUUUGCCUGCUUUGAGGUUGAGUUACUUUUAUUUACCGGCAGCCCUAAAACAAUGUUUCUCUUUUUGUGCUAUAUUUCCCAAAGAUGCAGAAAUCCUAAAGGAAGAAUUGAUUUGGCUUUGGAUGGCUAAUGGAUUGAUUUCAUCUAGGGGUACUACGGAGGUUGAAGAUGUUGGCAUCAUGGUGUGGGAUGAAUUGUACCAAAAAUCAUUCUUUCAAGAUAGAAAAAUGGAUGAAUUUUCUGGCGACAUUUCAUUCAAGAUGCAUGACCUUGUCCAUGAUCUUGCUCAAUCAGUAAUGGGGCAAGAAUGUAUGUAUUUGGAGAAUGCAAACUUGACUAGUUUGUCAAAAAGCACACACCACAUUAGUUUUGACAAUAAAGACUCGUUAUCCUUCGACAAGGAUGCUUUCAAAAUAGUUGAAUCCUUGCGAACAUGGUUUGAGUUUUGUAGUACUUUUUCAAAAGAAAAACAUGAUUACUUCCCAACAAACCUUUCUCUUCGGGUUUUAUGCAUAACCUUUAUCCGAGAGCCAUUACUAGGUAGUUUAAUUCAUUUAAGGUAUUUGGAACUUCGUUCUCUUGAUAUAAAAAAGUUGCCUGACUCAAUUUACAACUUACAAAAACUGGAAAUCUUGAAAAUAAAAGACUGUCGUAAACUGAGUUGUCUCCCAAAACGCUUGGCUUGCUUACAAAAUCUUAGACAUAUAGUCAUUGAAGUAUGUCGGUCUUUGUCUCUCAUGUUUCCUAACAUUGGAAAAUUAACUUGUCUAAGAACAUUAAGUGUGUACAUUGUUAGUUUAGAGAAAGGGAAUAGCUUGACAGAGUUACGUGAUCUAAACCUCGGUGGAAAACUGCAUAUCCAAGGAUUAAACAAUGUUGGCAGGUUAUUUGAAGCUGAAGCGGCUAAUUUGAUGGGUAAAAAAGACCUUCAUGAAUUAUACUUGUCAUGGAAAGACAAACAAGGAAUUCCAAAGAACCCUGUUGUUAGUGUUGAGCAAGUACUUGAAGUUCUUCAACCUCACUCAAAUCUCAACUGCUUGAAAAUAAGUUUCUAUGAGGGAUUAUCCUUGCCAAGUUGGAUAAUUAUUCUUAGUAAUUUAGUUUCUCUUAAACUUAAGCGUUGUAAGAAAGUUGUGCGGCUUCAGUUACUUGGUAUACUACCAUCUUUAAAAAACCUGGAAUUAUCUUAUAUGGAUAAUCUGAAAUACUUGGAUGAUGAUGAAUCUGAGGAUGGUAUGGAGGUGAGGGUUUUCCCAUCUCUGGAGGAACUCGUAUUAUAUCAGUUACCAAACAUAGAGGGUUUAUUGAAAGUGGAAAGAGGGGAGAUGUUUCCUUGUCUUUCUAAGUUGGAUAUCUCUGAAUGCCGUAAACUUGGACUGCCAUGUCUUCCAUCUCUUAAAUCCCUCACUGUAUCGGAAUGUAACAAUGAGUUACUGAGGUCAAUCUCUACCUUCCGUGGUCUUACUCAGCUUUUCGUAAAUGGGGGUGAAGGAAUAACAUCCUUCCCAGAGGGGAUGUUCAAAAACCUUACUUCUCUUCAAUCUCUGAGAAUAUAUAAUUUCCCAAAACUGAAGGAGUUACCAAAUGAAACCUUUAACCCAGCUUUGACGCUUCUGUGUAUCUGUUAUUGUAAUGAGUUGGAGUCCUUACCAGAGCAAAAUUGGGAAGGUCUUCAAUCCCUUCGAACUCUACAUAUUUAUAGCUGUGAAGGAUUGCGAUGUUUGCCGGAGGGUAUUCGACACCUCACUUCUCUUGAGCUUCUGACUAUCAUUGGUUGCCGAACAUUAAAGGAACGAUGCAAGAAGCGAACAGGGGAGGAUUGGGACAAGAUAUCUCAUAUUCCAAAAAUACAGUUUUAAGAAGCAGAGACGUUUACCCUUAUCUGCCUCAUUAACCAUCGCAAAAAUCAAUUUUACUGGAAGAGAUCCAGAGUACAUGAAAGAUAUUCUACCUAAGAUAGCUCAUAUUCCAAAAAGAGAUAUUCAUGAUUUUCCAUGGGAUUAGCAAGUCUGAUUACUCGUAUGUUGUUUACCCUUAUCUGGCCUCGAUCACCAUCGCAAAAUUCAAUUCACUUAACUGGAUUUCCUUUGACACACAAGGGUGGGGUCGACAAAUAAAUGGAUUAAUAGGUUCCUAAUGAUGAAGAUGACAUCGUUCGGAGUGGAGGAUGUGACAAUGAGUCCGGUGGUGGUAGAGGUUUUCGCUUUUGAUCAUUGGGGCGUGGGUCGGAGCUCUGUACACAAUAGAAAGUCUGAUCAUCAAGGAAUCACUUGCUUUCUCUGUUUUUGUAUGGAAUAUGUCUACGAGUAAAAUUAUUGUGAGAAUUGGGCCAUAUCUUUAGAAUUGACGCUGAGCUUGUUAAUGCAACAAAUCAAAAUUCUUGGUUCAAGCUAUUAGCCAGAUAUGUUGUGGAAUGCUGCUAAAUCGCAGCCAUGUUUGUGUCGAACAAUGUUAUUGAUCAAGUUGUGUUGUGUCCACUGUUUUUCCUGAAAGCAAGAGGAUGCUUCAGCUAAACCACAGAAACUAUAAGAGGUGACACUUAUUUCGCUUCGAACUAUGGAUAUUCUUGAAUGUGAGGAAUUGAGAUCCCUGCCAUAAGAUUAUCGUUAUCGCGUUUCCACUUCCAUUGAUGCUGGUAUUGAUAUGGUGAUGGUCCUUCAUUUAUGAAAUAGCCCUUUCAUGUAUAAUAUAUUUAUGAAAGAGUCGGAAUUUCAUGUUCGAUCAGGGGAAACACCAAUAGCCAGAAUUGGCGACGUUGUUAAGCAAUAUUAGGAAUGAAGUUUGCUGCUGAAGAUUUCAAUUUCCUCUAACUGAUAGCUUUGUGCUGGUUAUGGUUAAUUUCAAGGCAAGGGACUGAAUGUAUUUUGGCCUGAAAAAUCAAUCUCCAAAGAAGGCAGUGAAUAAUGGUGAUCCAACACAUGAGCCGAACUUAAUUCCAACUAAUAACAGAUGUUGAAAAGAGUUAUAUAUAGCUUCUCCUAAGCCUCAGGAGGUUGUCCUUGGUUUUACAAUAUCUACUAAAUGGAAGGGGGUAGAGAAGUAUAUACCGUUGAUGUAACCAUCCACUAAGCAAUACACACAACCACAAAGGACUUGAGAAGUUAAUGAAUAGUCCGGUGCAACAGUCGUGCGAAAAAAAGCAACAGAUGAAGUCUCAACAAAUUUGAGUUCAUUAUCAUCAGCACACAUGAAUGAUCCUUAGAAGGGACUUCAGCUUGAGGAUAUAUAAUAUUUGAUUACCUUCACAAAUUAGCUUCCACUGAAUAUAUUUAAGAACUCAUCCUUGUUUUAUUUCAAAUUCUUGUUUCUUAUCUGUUCAGUAAGUGAACUUGUCAUAAAUAUCCCUGUGUCUGGGAAGUUUGUUUAUAAUAAUUCGUGAUAAGAACUAGGAUUCGACAUAAAACAAAGUCAAUAGAAUUCUUAAUCUCUCAAACUCUGAAAUGCUUAUUAUUUUAAUGAUUCUAGCUAGAGCAAAGUGAUUGAUUUACUUCUUGCA